This is a messenger RNA of Grosmannia clavigera kw1407, 1944 nucleotides long. Its product is annotated as FAD-dependent pyridine nucleotide-disulfide oxidoreductase. The record is from RefSeq and is a predicted model, not a curated record. Bases 1 to 1944 code for a protein of 647 amino acids. The transcript has 3 exons. Lineage: Eukaryota; Fungi; Ascomycota; Sordariomycetes; Ophiostomatales; Ophiostomataceae.
AUGAUUGAGGUCACAAAAUAUUGGCUCUCACCAACGGCACUCGUUCCAAACUCGCCAUGGCCGUUGCUGCACUACAAAAAUGUUCUGAACAAAGGGGACGACAGCGAGGCCUGCGUUCCGAUUGAGGCCUGGGACAGAUUCACCGGCAAUGGAUGGGAAGUCCAGUGGCUGUACCGCUAUGGUCAGACGCAGGACUCGCACUUUCAUUCCGGGGUCCACGAGUGCAUGGCCGUCCUCUCAGGUACAGCAACGAUACGAUUCGGUGCCGGCGACAAGUCAGAGGACCUCGACGCGAACACGACGGGAUCGGCCUUUGAAGCCGGGGGAGUGGAAAUCGAGGCCAAUGCGGGCGACGUCUUUGUCAUCCCAGCCGGCGUUGCUCACAAGACACACAACACCCGGCCAGAGAGUGCGUUUCGACUGCUUUCGCCCGGAUGCGGACGCGGCGUCGAAGCCGAGAACCCGAGACAAGCUCUGGUUGGGCUGCCACUAACAGGCUUUACCAUGAUCGGUGCCUAUCCACAAGGCAGCGAGUGGGAUGCACUCCGAGGCGGUGGAGACUUUGAGGCGGUCUGGAGGGUUCCCAAGCCGGAGAGGGACCCCGUGUUCGGGGAGGCAGAAGUGGAAGUGGAUGUGGCUAUUAUUGGUGGAGGUGCCAGUGGCUCCUACGCUGCCGUCCGUCUGCGGGAGGACUUCAACAAGACUGUCUUGGUGAUCGAAAAGGCAGGCAAGCUUCCUGCCGCCGGGCGGCCUAUCGACUAUGGUGUGGAGGCAUAUCUGAACCGCGAGACGACCAUUGCGUUCUUCAAGCGCUUCAAUGUCGGGCUGAUCGACCCGACUCUGGCGAGCGACAUUGAGCUCUUGCUCCUGACCAAGAAUGUCGACUUUAGCACAGGACUUCCAGUAGAUGUCAGCUACGGUCCUGUCGAUCUCGUCGGAGUUCCCGUUGCCUUUCUGGAGUACACAUCCUAUGCCGUCAAAUAUCAGGCCUGGUUUGCCAACGGCUACUUCCAGACGGGCGAUGUGCCCGAUGACCUCCUGCUCUCCUUUGGCGAUUUCCUGGCAAAAUACGAUCUCGGCGGGUCCCUCGGGAUUUUACGGAACCUCCUGUGGCUGUCGGAUGCGCUGAACAUGCCGACCUGGUUCGUCAUGUCGGUGGUGGGACUACCCCAGAUCCAAGCCUUUGGCCUAGGCCUGAUCGGACCAUCUUUCAAGUGGCCCGCAACGUACUCGGCCGAGACGCUGUAUGAGCGCGUUCUCGAUCUACUGGGGGACGACGUGCUGCUCGGGAGCACGGUCGUGUCCAGCCAGCGUUCCGACAGUGGUGUCGAGCUGACGGUGCAGACACCAUCUGGACAGAAGACGGUCAAGGCGAAGAAGCUGCUCGUCGCAGCGCCACCGUCACCCAACAACGUUGGUAGCUGGGAUCUCGACGACAACGAGGCACUGCUCUUUGGCAAGUUCUCAUGGGAAACCCUGUUUGUGGGCGUCGUCCAGGACACCGGCUUUCCUUCCCAUGCGACCGGCAUCCGCAACGCGCCAAACGAUCCGUCUCGGUACUAUCUUCCGCACGGCAGCUUUACCGAUGCCUUUAGUAAGGCCGACACGGGCACCGGGGCAGACCUUUGGACCACCCGCGUCCUUGGGGUUGCCGGCCUCAGCGCCAGCGAAGCCCAAACGAUGAUCUACCAAUCUCUGACCCAGAUGGGCGAGGCGGGCACAUACGACAUUGCUUCACCCUCGCUCGUUGCCUUUACCGAUCACGGUGCCAACGCGCCCAAGGUCUCUGCGGCAGACCUCAAAGAUGGCUUUUACAACAAGCUCUACGCGCUCCAAGGCCAGCGGAGCACAUACUGGACAGGCUUUGCCUGGGCACCUGAUUACUCGUCGAUACUAUGGGAUUUUACCGAGACGCUGUUUCCUGGAAUCAUCAGUGGCAUUUGA